AUGAAAUAUUUUCUGAUUCCUGCUAACUCAUUCAAUCUGACACUUGCAAGUUUAGUAUUUUUUGUGCAAGUUAGAACAAUUAGUAACACCAAAAGUUUGGCUGUGAUGGGACAAGGAUACUGUAAAUUUUUUGGAGCGCACACAUGCUUUCAUUCAUAUAUUUUCUUAUUGGUGAGUUAAAAAAAUACACCUGAUGUGAAAGUUUAGCCCCUUUAGUUUUUCGUUACAACCAUCGGAGUGCUAAAUGUUCAUACAAUUUUCUAUCGCAUGAUUUUUAUGAAAUAUCAGGAACGGAAACUAAAAAAGCGUUAUUUAUACAUGUUUUGUAUGAAUUAUUCGAUACCUUUGAUUAUAUUAGUAAGAUCCUUCCACUAAAAUUAAAACUCACUAUCAAUUAUCAGGUACUCUCCUACAUUUCACCAAUCAAUAUGGAAGUUGUCUACAACGAAACUAUCACUCAACAUCCAGAUUACUCUUUCGAGCCAUUCGGAAAAUUUGGAGGAUUUGCAAAUUCGCAUAGUAUUUGUCAAUCUAUGGUUACAGUAGUUUUAUCGAUUUCAAUUGUAUACGCAUCGAUCUUUGGAUAUUAUUGUAGAUGGAGUUCUCUCAAAGUUUUGGAUAAGAACAAAAGCUCACUUUCAAACAAAAAUAUGAUACUAUUCAAAUCAUUGAUUCAUGUAUGUGAGUACUUUUGUUACCCGAUUAAUUUUCAUGAUUUCUAGGGUCUGACAUUACAAAUAAUAUUUCCGUUAACGUGUUAUAUACCAGUUGCAAGCUCUUUCUUAUACAACAAAUAUAGUGGGCGAGAACAAUUUAUAUUCUCUCAAUAUUUGAUUGGGAUGCUUCCAACGCUUUCUGCUAUCACGGAUCCAAUGUUAAAUAUGUAUUUUAUUGUCCCGUAUCGAGUUGCUCUACGUCGUAUAUUUUUCUCAAAAUCAGCUAUAGAAAAUCAACCACACGUAACUUUUACGAAUCGAUUGGAUGUCUUGAACGAGAGAGUUGGUUCUUAAAAACAUUUCUUGGAAUUCAACUGAUUUUUGUUAUGCAUCAAGACCUUUCUCUUCAUUCAAAUACCACGAUAAGAAUGUAGUUGCAAAGCAAAUAUAAUUGGAGGGUAGCUAGAAAAUCUCAGCAUUCUCGAUUUAUUCCCCACAAAUCUCAAAAAAAAAAUGAUAGACUCGAUUUAUAACCGACUUACUGCAAUUUAUUAUCACAUAUAUUUUCUAGUUUUCGGAAUCCCGAUGAAUUUCCUAAUGUUCUACAUGAUUUUCAACAAAACUACAAGGGUUUUCGAAUCAAUGAAAUAUUUUUUGAUACCAGCCAGCAUUUUCACUCUGACACUUUCCAGUGUCACAUUCUUUGCGCAACCAAGAGCUGUUAGUAAUACCAAGAGUUUGGCUGUAAUGGGACAGGGAUACUGUAAAAUAUUCGGAGCAGAGAUAUGUUUCCAUUCCUAUAUUCUAUUAUUGGUGAGUAUUAGACAAAUGUUAAUUGUAAUACUAUUCAAAAAUAUUCCAGACUUUUGUCAGUUUUGUUGGAAUUCUUAACGUUCAUACAAUUCUCUAUCGAAUGCUUUCAAUCAAAUAUGACCAACCAAAAUUAAUAAAGCGAUGGUUAUACAUUUAUUGUAUCAAUUAUACUAUUCCAUCGAGUGUACUAGUGAGUUUUCCAACCACUAAUUAUAGCUGAUUAAUACAUAUUUCAAAAGAUUCUCUCCCACAUUCCACCAAAAAAUAUGGAGGCAGUCUACAAUGAAACUAUCGCUGAACAUCCAGAUUACUCUUUCGAGCCUUUUGGGAAAUUCGGAGGAUUUGCUAAUUCGUAUAGUAUUUAUCAAACAAUGGUUAAUGUUGUUCUAGUAACCUCAACUGUAUACGCCGCGAUUUUAGGAAUUUAUUGUCGAUGGAACACUCUCAAAGUUUUGGAAUUGAAUCAACAAUCGCUAUCGAAGAAGAAUAUUGAAUUGUUCAAAUCAUUCAUUCAUGUAAGGAAAACUCAAUAGAAUCAAUAAUGUCUACUUCUACAUUUUUCUAGGGCUUGACUCUACAAAUCACGUUACCUUUAGCAUGCUAUUUGCCCACUUCAUUUUUCUACUACAAUAAGUACAUUGGAAAAGAAAAACUGAUAAUUUCGGAAUAUUCAGUUGGGAUUCUUUUAUCACUACCGGCAAUCACGGAUCCUAUGUUAAAUAUGUAUUUCAUUGUUCCUUAUCGAACUGCUAUUCAUAGGAUGGUUUCUCAAAAAUCAGUGGUUCAACCUGAACCGAUAGACAUGUUCACAAGUCCGCCUUCAUAA
Molecule: messenger RNA, 2295 nt
Organism: Caenorhabditis angaria
Lineage: Eukaryota; Metazoa; Nematoda; Chromadorea; Rhabditida; Rhabditidae
Source: the annotation of a GenBank genome assembly